This is a messenger RNA of Austrofundulus limnaeus, 2483 nucleotides long. Its product is annotated as 5-hydroxytryptamine receptor 3A. Gene Ontology annotation, molecular function: extracellular ligand-gated monoatomic ion channel activity; transmembrane signaling receptor activity. Gene Ontology annotation, cellular component: membrane. Gene Ontology annotation, biological process: monoatomic ion transmembrane transport. The transcript is spliced from 10 exons. The record is from RefSeq and is a predicted model, not a curated record. NCBI's taxonomy places the organism in Eukaryota, Metazoa, Chordata, Actinopteri, Cyprinodontiformes, Rivulidae. The coding region runs from base 55 to 1464 and encodes 469 amino acids.
CACAGAAAAAGACGAGCGCACGCGUCAGAUUCCCAAAUGUAAGGUGUUGGAAUCAUGAUGCUCGCUGGCUUCCUCUUUCUGCUCUUCAUCUCUGAUGAAGUUCAUGCAGAGCAAAUCUGCAGUUAUCAGGAAGUUUUAAACUACUUAAACAUUACCAAAGACAAUGAGCUGUACUCCAUGACCCGUCCGGUGAAAAACUAUAAACAUCCCACACAGGUUUCCCUGGAAGUUCUUCUCUAUGCCAUUCUAGAUGUGGUUGAGAAAGACCAAAAGUUCAUUCCUUAUGUUUGGACCGUCACAAGAUGGAACAAUGAAUAUAUUACCUGGGAUCCAGAUCAGUUUUGUGGAAUUGACAACAUUUCUCUUCCUACUGAGAUUUUGUGGAAGCCAGAUCUCACAAUUGAAGAAAUGACGGAGAAGGACAAAGCCCCUCCAAGUCCGUACCUCACCAUCAACAACCGAGGAGACGUAGAGGUGCAGAACGACCAGGUGUUAGUGAGCACCUGCAGGAUGCACAUUUACAACUUUCCCUUCGACAUUCAGAGAUGUAGCCUGACUUUCAAAUCUGUCAUACACACUGCUAAAGACAUCAGGCUGCAGCCAAGUGACAACUCUUCGGAGGCCACAGAAUGGAGUCGGGAAGUGAUGCGGACUCAAUACGAAUGGCUCUUCAUCAACAUGACAGUCACAGCCAACAAUGCCACUGAGUUAUCUGAUCAAGAUAUUGUUGUUUAUACGAUCACCAUGAGGAGGAGGUCUCUGCUCUACAUCGUCAACUUCUUGCUGCCCGUCCUCUUCUUCUUGUGCCUGGACCUGGCCUCCUUCAUGAUCUCAGACAACGGCGGUGAAAAACUCAGCUUCAAAGUCACGGUUCUGCUCGCCAUCACGGUGUUGCAACUCAUCCUCAAUGAAAUUCUGCCCUCCUCCUCGAACAGAGUCCCACUCAUAGCCGUUUACUGCAUUGGGAUUUUCACCCUGAUGAUGCUCAGCCUCCUGGAGACGAUUCUGGUGAUGUACCUGAUUGAGAAAGACUCUCAAGACUGUGAAACAGCUGCAACUGAAAGCGCGAUCCAUGAAUCGAACAAAAAGAGCAAAAACAACUUUCACAGCUACAACACAGAGGGUCAUGAGAGGACUCAGGGAGGUUUUAUCUACAACGUGUCUGCUGGUGAGACUCCGUCUGAGAUGCUGCAUAUUCCCAAAGAGGACAAUUCUGGCAAACGGCUGGAUGAUUUCAUCACCUUGGAGAGGCUGUCAGAAGAGCUGAGGGCGAUGGAGAAAACCAUGACUCAGCUCUUUAAGGACAAGAAGGAGGAGAAGUCUGGGUACUGGUCCAGGGUGGCGACAAAGGUUGACAGAGUUUUCUUGAUUUUCUACAUCGCACUGAUCGUUGCGUUCUUGGCUGUGAUGUUCUUUGAGUGGAACGGCACUGAAGAAGAGUCUCUGCUGGACAUUUCUGUUUAAACUCAUUUGAUCUCAUUUCACAMAGCAACUCACCUCGUGCAACUUUAUGGCAGAAACUGAAAGUUUUUUUGAUGAAUAGUUUUAGAAACUGAUUGUUUCAUAUUAAACUCAUAAAAAAUGCAUGCUUUCCAUUGACUUUCCUUUUUUUUCUUUUUGCAAAGCUGAUCAAGAAAGACAUGGCUGUAAAUAACAUAUCUGAAACUGGUACACAGUUGUAACCUUGAACAUUAUAUACAUUGUAGUUGCCUAAACAGCAUUUACACAUCUUUAUUCAAUUAACUAAUUAAUUCAUUUUUAAAUUUAAAAUAUUAUAGGUUAGCUUUGAACAGUUACAUCAAGUUUUAUUUUGAGGAUGUAUAAUUCAGUGUAAUGAUUUUAUUUGGCUUAUAUGAUUUUAGUUUUGUUCUAUGUUUAUCAGGCUCAUCAAUAAAUAAAAAUUAAAUUUAUUUUGUGUCCAUAAAUCUCCAAACUUCCACCUCAUCUGUUUUAACAUGGUAGCUCAGACUUCAGCAAGGGGGAAGAAAUGAUCAUAAAUACAGUUUGUGUUUAUUGUGUUGUUUCUCCUGCUCCUCGUGUGCAAGGAGAGUGAAUGAAAUAUAUUUUUAAAAAUUCACGUGUAAAUUUCAAAUAAAUAAAUAAAAAAAAUAAACAUGUUAAUGUAAUGUUAAAAAAUUACAAAAAUAUUUUGCUGUGGCAUUAUAACAUAUAUAUUGUGGUACAGUAAAUGUAUGAUUGAACAGUACUGUAUGUAAUUUUAGUGCAGAGUUCAGUAAUUUUAUGACUGACUGUGUUAAAAUAAUCUUCAAUAUCUGCCUGACUUGUGUUCUUUUUUGAGGAAGCUUUGUGUGAGUCUGUUUUCUGCAGACUAAGGAUGUAAUUGAGCACAGAGGGGUGUUAGUUAUCUUUUGAUUAAAGUUUUUAAAACCCAUCAGCAAAAUAUUCCUUUGCAUUUGAAAUUUAUUAAGCUUGUUGAACAAACCAACCAACCAACCAACCAACCAAACAAACAAACAACCAAC